GGUGGGCGGGGGCGGGCUGAAAGUUGGAGCUAGCAGGAAGUGAGCCGCCGGCUGCCCCGGGAGGAAGCAGCCUAGGCGAGUUCAGCUGCUGACAGGCCUGAGCUGCUGGGAGUCAUGGAGGAAGCCAGUGGAGGUGGAGGAAAUGAUCAUGUGCGGAACCUGCAGAGCCAGGUGGAGGGAGUCAAGAAUAUCAUGACCCAGAAUGUGGAGCGGAUCCUGGCCCGAGGAGAAAACCUGGACCAUCUCCGCAACAAGACAGAGGAUCUGGAAGCCACAUCUGAGCACUUCAAGACGACAUCGCAGAAGGUGGCUCGGAAGUUCUGGUGGAAGAACGUGAAGAUGAUUGUCCUCAUCUGCGUGAUUGUUUUUAUCAUCGUCCUCUUCAUCGUGCUCUUUGCCACUGGUGUCAUCCAUUAAGUAACUUAGGGAGCCCCACCCACCCUGCCCUCUUCUUCGGGGGCAACCCCUCAUGAUAGGUGCCAGGAGGGCCCUGCCCUCUCUCCUGUCCUCCUCCACAGGGAAUGCUGCUAGGUCCUACUGCCCCUCACCCUGAGGCUCCUCUGCCAUGUCAUAGGCCUCAGGGAGCACCUUGGUCCCUCAGAAAGAGAGAGCUGGACUGCAGCUGCAUUUCACGGGUCCUUAGAGUGGGUUGGAGAGACCCAGAGGGCCCAGUGUGCGGCUGGGAAGCAGUUGGUGGCUAGCGGGCAAUAAAGACCUUUCAGUAUC
Messenger RNA from Lemur catta (Ring-tailed lemur), 726 nucleotides. It is a transcript of the gene VAMP8, whose product is annotated as vesicle associated membrane protein 8. Gene Ontology annotation, cellular component: SNARE complex; plasma membrane. NCBI's taxonomy places the organism in Eukaryota, Metazoa, Chordata, Mammalia, Primates, Lemuridae. The record is from RefSeq and is a predicted model, not a curated record. Gene Ontology annotation, molecular function: syntaxin binding; SNAP receptor activity. Gene Ontology annotation, biological process: vesicle-mediated transport; vesicle fusion; SNARE complex assembly. The transcript is spliced from 3 exons. The coding region runs from base 115 to 417 and encodes 100 amino acids.